This is a messenger RNA of Cyprinus carpio (common carp), 6174 nucleotides long. Its product is annotated as glypican-3-like. The record is from RefSeq and is a predicted model, not a curated record. Lineage: Eukaryota; Metazoa; Chordata; Actinopteri; Cypriniformes; Cyprinidae. Gene Ontology annotation, cellular component: extracellular region; plasma membrane; cell surface. The coding region runs from base 2968 to 4740 and encodes 590 amino acids. Gene Ontology annotation, biological process: regulation of protein localization to membrane; cell migration; positive regulation of canonical Wnt signaling pathway. The transcript is spliced from 9 exons.
AAUGCAUACACCCUAUUCCUUUUUCAUGCUUAUCAUUUUCUUUGUGCCUUUGGGAGAGAAAAAGUAGGUUAAAGUUCAAAAGGAUACUCCGAGAUUUCCUCCCAUUUAAAGAAGAGUGUUAAUUUGCAGAUCUUUAUUCAAAACUGGGUUAGAAACGUUAUCGUUUCUAAAUAGUAUUUAAAAAAAAAAAAAAGAUUGGUUGAUAGCUGGUUUGCAUCUAUUUUUUAAUAAGCAUACUCCAAAAUAAACACAAGAUGACCUUGUGGAUCAAAUUACGCGGGAAUGCCGAGGGAAAUGCUCUUUGAAGCCUAAUACAAUGGUGCACAUAUACAGCCCACUGUGGAAUAGUGGGGGUUGAGUGAACCGGGGUCAGAGGUCACCAAAGCCUUCUGUCUCUCACUGACCAUAGGAUUUAUUCCCAUAAAGCCAGUGUGUCUUACAUUCAAACUAUUUUUAGGAAACUUUUUGAUGACAUGUAAUGUCUUGAGAUUUGCAUUUGCAUGACUCCCAGAUUAUGAUGAGCAGUACUCCAGUUUUUUCUAGAGCCAAGAGAGAUAAUCAGAGAUAUUUUGUGUGGACUUUCCUUCACCCCCACCCCCAACAAGAAAAAAGGGAUGCUCUACAAUUACAUGCAUGACAUACCAUUUUGUUGUCUGACUUGAGUGGCGACAACGGUUCAGUGUGAAACAUCUGCAAAGUAAGAUAUUAAGACAUUAAGGAUAAAACACCUUCACUUCAUUUUGCACUUCUGCCAUGAUCAGGUAUGUGGACCAUUACAUCUAAAGCACAAAUGUCUGUUUUAAAUGGUGUUUAUGCACUAUGCAUUAGGACAAAUUGUAUUUGUUCAUAUAAAAUUCAUUCACUAUUUAUCUGCAUUGCAAUUAAAAAUAUAAACUUGUUCUAAAAUUCAGUCAGACCAAAUCAUGUGAAAGUGGUAAGUGUGAUAUAGGAGAGCGGAUGUGAGUCGUGGGGGGAUUGAGUGAGUUGAGUUGAGGAGGAGGAGGCUCGGGAGGCCCAUCAUCACAUGACGAGACGUUCGCGCCUCUUUCGUAAACCUUCUCCAACCUGAUGAUCCUAAACAACGCGUUCUGCGGAGGCCUUAAACGCGUCAACUUUCUGGCGUCGCGACUAGCGUUCACGCGUGGGUCUGUGCUGUGGCGAGAAAUUAUUUUGGAAACUUUUAAAUUGUGCGUGUUUGUCGGUGGGACAGGCUUUGUGUGUGUGGAGAAGCUGGGGAGCUAACAGACAAUGACUGUUGAAGAUUUAGCAUUUUCCUGAAAGGAAGGAAAAGAAUGCCACCACAAUACCUUCAAUGGAAAAUGUUACAUUAUUUUAAUAUGGCCUUCCUGCUAAGGUGCAUCUUGUGUAGUUAGUGAAGUAGUAUAGUAUCUACUGCGCUAGAUGCUCCUUUUGGCAGGAGAAGCUGUAUAUUCAGCUCAUGGAAGCAAAAACCUAACUUCACUUAUUUAAUUUUGUUUACAUGCUCUGCCAUUAUUGUUCCUUUAAUCAAACUGCACAAUAUUUAUUUAUUUAUUUAUUUAUUUAUUUAUUUAAAUUCUAUGAUCUCUGUGAGUUUGUCCUGGCAGUUCCAAAGUGCUCACAGUGCAGGUAGUGCCAGUGAAUCUACUGCAGUGUUUGCACUUCAAGUAUUGCCGGUCGCCUUCUGCCUGUCUCUCUGGAGCUGUGCUAGAUGCUGCUGCUUAUGGAAAAGCCCUGCUAUGUGUGGUGAGUUUUGCAGGAUUGCAUCCAGCUUUACUGCAACAUGCUGUGCAAAUCCAUGCAAAACUCGCUGCAGCAGGGACAAACUUCUUCGACAAUCAAGAUGAUUUCCAAAUGUAACAAAUGCAUGCAAUUUGUUAGCAAGAAUUUUUCUUUGUUUAAAAUGCUUUCUGAGCUGCAUGCACUGCCAUAAUUAUAAAACUCAAUCUGUCAAAAUAGCAAGAAUACAAGAUGCAUAGAUUUCUACAGUAUAUUGAUAAAGGACAACACUUUAAUAAUUUUUUAAACAAGAAAAGUAUAUAUAAAAUGUAACUGCAUAUUUGUUUAUGCUUUUUAAUGCAAAUAUUUGUCUUGCUGUUUUCGGGUGGAUGACCCUGCAAUUUUAAUAGUGGCAAAAAUCUUCAAUAAAAAUUGCACGGUAUCCAUCUGUAAUCCGCUAGAUUCCAUGAUCUGCAUUUUUUCUUUCGUUAUUUAGAAUAUGUAACUGUGUUUCUUUAAAUUGUUUGUAAAUCUCAAUAAAAUUUGGAUAUUUGUUAUUCUACCUCGCCCCUCUUAUAGAAUGAAAUUAAUUUCUGAGGUUUAUUAGUGACUGUGCGUUGCAAUAACCUUUACCUGCACCAGAUGGCAGCAGAUAGCUGGAAAUGUGACAAAUUGUGUUUGAAUUUGAAAAUGUAAAUUUGAUAGUCACGUAAUGUAGACACUGCCAGGAAUCCAAUCCCCUGCCGAUAUUACCACAUUUCACUAAUAAAUUAAAUUAUCAUAAGACAUAAUUAAAGAUCUGGUUGGGGAAAAAAGUCUUUGAAUUUUGUGUGGUUGCCCAGAUUGGAUCUUGUUCUCAGUGUGCGCAUGAUCGCAGCAGUGCACGGGAUUCAUAACGCACCUCCUGGCUUCAUAAUCAUAACUUUAAUAUCAUCGAAAGAGUUCAAUACCUAACGGACCGGUUCAUUGAAAUAAUGCAAGAGUCAUGUGUUAAUCGCGCAGUCCCGCCUUAAUUAAAGAGGGAAUUGUGACCCUGAUUUGUGGGCAUGAAGUUUUGGGUCUGUUAAUGAGCUGGAGAUGAAGAGCUCCACAGGACUCUCCUCACACUCACUUCAGUGAUGCUGCCGCUGAUUCCAGCACAUCGCUUUCUGCUCACUUCAAGCAACGCAGAUCGCUCCUGCUCUCUUCAUUUGCGCUUGUAAUCAAAUCUAUCACUAGGGAGCCUUAUUGCGCCAGAUAUUUCUUUACUACAGCGCAUUUGGACUCAUAAUGUCUGGACUGAAGUUGAACGGUGCACUGAUUGUGUGUGUCCUGAUGCUGCCGUUCUCUCUGCCGAACAGUCAGGUGCUGGACUGUCGCGAAGUGCGCUCUUCCUUUCAGUUUUUGUACCCGGGGAUGAAAUGGACCCCAGAAACGCCAGUCUCAGGCUCAGAUCUGCAGGUAUGCCAGCCGAAAGGCCUGACCUGCUGUUCUCGCAAAAUGGAGGAACGCUACUUGCUCAUUGCCAAACAGAAUAUGGAGUCCAGUCUGCAGGCCACCAGCGCCCAGCUGAAAGUUCUCAUCAUUCAGAAUGCCGCCCUCUUUCAAGAGGCUUUUGACAUGGUGCUCCGUCUGGGUCGUAAUUCCACUCUGACACUCUUACGAGAGGAGUUUCCCAGUUUGGGGGCCGGAGCCAGUGGAGCUGUCACACAGUUAUUCCUGGAAAUGUCUCUCUACAUCCUGGGCUCUGAUGCUAACGUAAACGACAUGGUCUCAACCUUCUUCUCCCGACUUUUUCCUUUCACCUACCGCCAUCUCCUUGGCAACGGGGCAGUGACAGGCAUCUCGGAAGAAUGCCUCCGUGGGGCCUGGAGGGGAAGCUCUGCGUUCGGAUCGUUUCCCAAGAUGAUGAUGACCCGGCUGUCUCGCUCGCUCCUGGCCACUCGGGUCUUCCUGCAAGCACUGAACCUGGGCAUCGAAGUGGUCAACACCACCCAGCACCUACGUGCGGGCAGGGACUGCGGGCGCUCGCUGCUGAAGCUCUGGUACUGCCCGCACUGUCAAGGCCUGCUGGAGGCCCGGCCAUGCCGCCCGCUAUGUGUCAGCACCAUGGGGGCGUGUCUGGGUGGAGCUGCAGAGGUGCAGCCUCACUGGAGGUCAUACGUGGAGGAACUGGGGACACUCGCCGCUGCCAUGAAGGGGGAGCAGGACAUCGAGGCCGUGGUGCUCAGACUGCAUGUCAUUAUCAGACAGGCUCUCAAACAAGCCGUGGCGGCCAAAAGCAAAGUCAGCACACAGGUGAAUGGGAUAUGUGCACACGCGCCCCCGCGAGUGUCUCGUGCUGCACCGAUGUCGGCAGAACAUGCGCCUGCCUCACCGGUGGCCCACAAUCGUCCUACUGUGAACUUUGACCCCGAUGAGACCCUCUUUGGACGGCGCAGGGAGUUUAUCUCGGGUCUGAGGGGCUUCAGUCAGUUCUACAGUGGCCUCGGAGAAGCUUUGUGCAGCAAAGAGCCGGCGGCACUCAACAGCUCCUUCUGCUGGAACGGACAGGAGAUGACAGACAAGUUUCCUGGUCCAGGGCUAAAGAAAGUCCAUCCACACGGCUCAGAAUCCAAACAAAAGCCUCCUGAACCCGUCAUCAGCCAGAUCAUCGACAAACUCAAACACAUUAAUCAGCUUUUGCGGAUGGUGACAUUGCCUGAAAAGCGAUGGAGGGCUCGACCAGGAGGGGGCGCUGCGAGGAGAGACCCAGCCGGACAGGGUCAGGCAGAUGAGGAUGAGGAGGGUCUAGAAAGCGGGGACUGUGAUGAUGAAGAUGAGUGUACUGGUGUUUCUGGACUCGGGCCGCCUCCGAGACGCAAGCGCCUGCGCAUCUUUGCAGACUUGGCAGAUAACUUGGCAAUUGACGACUUAACACUUCAUGAGUUGCUCCUGACUCCCAGACUGGCCACAGACACCCAUGGAGGAGCAUCCGUACCUGCAGCAGCUCAAGCGGCAUAUGUUCCUAGUGCAACCUUUAUCUUUACCGUCAUCAUCUUCAUAAAUUUGGGUCUUCAGUAAUCACACCUGAAACUCUACUGAUGCCCAUUUGUACAUAUAGCUCCAUGAUUUUGGCCAAGGACAAGUACCUUUCCUCUUCUCAGCCUCAAGUCUUACUAUAUGAACCUGUUCUUUUCUAUAUUUUGUUUGGACCUGAGGAUCAAUAUCAUCUAAAUGCUCAGACUAUGAACUCAUUUUUCUACAGCAUGAAGAGCAUUACUUAUACAUACAAGAAUCAUGUUCUUUCCCUCCAAAUUCUUAUGCCACACAACAGCCAUGUGUUUUACAUUGAGCAUCGCCUCCCCUCUGCUAUACACAUGCAGUUUUACACAAAGGCCAAAGCCUUCUGGAGGAAAAGGAGCUAAAUUGCUUUUGAAAAGACAAAGAGGCUCAGCUUUUGUGAGUGAAUGGGCACACUUAAGGAGAAGGAAGCGUGACUGACAGAGUCUGAGAACACGUACGAUCACUCUAGUGGCGCAGAGUGUCUCUCAUACAUACACUGCAGUGAGCUUCUCCUCGGCCGCUCAUUUCCUGUGCAGUAAAUGACCCUUGGAGUGGAGGACAUCAAGGCAUCGGCAUGUCGUUGUGAAACCCUCUCCUUACAGGAUGACACAGCUGUGCUUCAUUUACAAAAAAAUGCUUUUAAACUGUUUUAUUAGAAUGCUGACUUUCCCUUUUCAGAAAAUGUGGUAUUUUAUAAUCUCUCUUUGAUUUCGUCGCUCAUUAUCUCUCUUCCUUUUUCUUUCAUUUCCUCUGUUCUUGUAUUAUAAUCGUGUGAUUAAAGCUACUCUUAAAUGGACACCCACAAAACUUCCUGUUUUUCUCCCUCCUUUCGCAAGUCACUGUAGCAUUUGCAUUCAAUGAAAGAUGGAUUGAUGGAUUUGUGCAUCUGUAAAGUUUUCUGUUUCUGGACAUCUUCAUACACAAAGGGCUAAAGCUGUCAUUUCAGAUCAGAAUGGGAAAACUAGUGUUUACAAAAGGACACUGUUUUCCUUUUAUAACCUGUGAUGUAAUUCGUUACUAAUAUAUGUACAAUGUCAUCAUCUGUUACGUGCAUUUUAAACAAACUGAAAGAAUCAGCUUCAUUGUGAUAGACAUCCCCAAACUGGAAUGAUACACAGUGUCCUGCAAGUUUUCAGAAGAUUACCAAUUUUAAAUCAUACUUUUUUUCUGUUGGUGUAUUAUUUCAAAGCACUUAAACUCAAAGUAAUUUUGAAGAUGAAGAGUAAUGUAUUUAUUUAUGUAUUGUGUGUUUGUGUGCCUCCUUUAUAAGCUUCCCAGAAAACCAUCCAAAUCCAUUUGUAGACUGACUUCCUCAAAGAUUGUAAACACUGGGCUUUUUGAGUGGUUAUAUCAACUUCUGAUUCAACCAGAGACUUGAAUUUGGAUCAAAACUAUCUGUUUGUUCAAAGUGUUCUGGGAAUCUGUUUGGGUUUUUGGCAAUUCCAUUCCACU